Messenger RNA from Nicotiana tabacum (common tobacco), 812 nucleotides. Lineage: Eukaryota; Viridiplantae; Streptophyta; Magnoliopsida; Solanales; Solanaceae. The record is from RefSeq and is a predicted model, not a curated record.
CAUGACACUAAAAUGUUCUAAUCCUCCACUAAACUGGAUCUUGAUUUGCUCGCGUACUGGGAUCACCAAAACCCAGCAAAACCCUAGCUGGUAAAAUUAUUUCACCUUCUUCCAUAGCAAAUCCUUUGUUUCUCUUGCGUGGUUCUAGCAAUUGUUAGCCUCUAAUGGCUUCCAUUCUUCGAAAAUCUCUGAGAAACCAACUUCUCUCAGCGGCAAAAACCACCACUAACCUUAAUAGAUCAACAAUUCUCAGCUCUAAACCUAUACUGUCAUCACCUUUGCCCCAUCAUCCUUCUUCCAGCAGGCUUGGUAAAAUCCCAUUUUUUCCUCAACUGGGAACAGUGGAUCCAAAUCUGAAUGUUGGGUUUUAUCCAAGCUUUUCUUUUGGGCAUUUCCUAAAUCCAGUUUCUCCAAAUGGGUUGACUACACCUGAGGAAGUGGAUGAUGUUAUUGCGGAUGAGUCACAUAAGAUUUGGGCUGAUAGUGUGAAGAAGAAGAGGAAGAGGAAGAUGAACAAACACAAGUUGAAGAAGUUACGGAAGCGCCUCAGGAGGAAGACAUAGUGUAUUUUACCAUUGUGUCAUUGGUGAGGAAUUUCUCAUUGAGGCUGCAUUUGUCGUGUUUAGCUGUGGUUAAAGAUGUAAUUUUUCUUUUGGUCUAUCGACAAUUUUGGUCGAAGAAAUUGCUGAACCUAGUUUUAGGAAUAAUUAAAAAGAAAAUUCAUGUUAAAUGAUGUGUGUUUGGGAUGCUCAUUAGCCUGUACUUGAUGAGAUUCUUACAGUCUAACAUAGAUAGUACAUCAUCUUUUUUUA